AUGGUCAAUCGUAACCUAAGCCACUUCAAAGUCCCUUUGUUGAAAGGUUCUUUAAUGGCUGAAAUUUCGACACACCAAACAUCUACCUUUGUGAUGUUAGAUGCUAGAAACUUUGAUUUUGUUGGUAAAAUAUUGGACGCAAUGUUGGUUAGGGUUCCUCUUGACAAUACAAUUGUGAGGGAGUAUCGGAAUUUACGUUCUUCUGGUGUUCGUCCGAUGCCAGCUGAUCUUCGACAAUUGAUUGAUGAGAGCACAAAACUGAAGAGGGGGGACGAGUCGGAUGAGAGGACUUUAACAGAACCUCAAGAGGUUGACCCUCUUCGGAAUAAGGAGGAAGAUACUGCUACCACUUCAGAACCAAUUCCUACAGAACAAAUUUCGAAGGUAUCUUCUCCACCAUCUUCAUUUGUUCCCACUUCUAAUAUCUUUCAUACUAUUCUACAAGAACCAAUUAUGAACCUCACUACUACUCCACCACCACCACUCGUUACUCCACCAACCUCACCAAUUAACUCCAUAAUUCUAAUUUCUUCCGUCCGUCCAUUACCACCAAAUAGCUUUGUUGGAAUAUCUCUUCCUCAUAUCUCAAUUCCUCUACCCACGCCUAUCUUUACUGAUUCCACAACCCCUACUACUAUUGGAUUUAGUGUCUAA
Molecule: messenger RNA, 654 nt
Organism: Lactuca saligna
Lineage: Eukaryota; Viridiplantae; Streptophyta; Magnoliopsida; Asterales; Asteraceae
Source: the annotation of a GenBank genome assembly